Molecule: messenger RNA, 2975 nt
Organism: Tachysurus vachellii
Lineage: Eukaryota; Metazoa; Chordata; Actinopteri; Siluriformes; Bagridae
Gene: plekhg7
Product: pleckstrin homology domain containing, family G (with RhoGef domain) member 7
Exons: 17
Coding region: 379-2574 (731 amino acids)
Biological process (GO): Rho protein signal transduction
Molecular function (GO): guanyl-nucleotide exchange factor activity
Source: RefSeq, a predicted model, not a curated record
CAGGAAGCCCCGCCCACCUGGACCUCCCUCUGAUAGUCAACAAGGCAACUGGGGUUUGUCUCAGUCUAUUGUGCGGUAACGGCUUGUUAUUGUGUACAGAGCUGUUCCUCGGCCAGGAAUCACCAAAAGCUCGUUAAAUCCUACUAAAUAUUUAGUUAAAUAGAUGUUAAAAAUCAUCUUUUCAGUAGCUGAGAGUUUACAUUAGUGUCGGUUUUAUCUUUUGUUUCUCUGAUAGGAAACUGUAAUACUGGCCUGAUGAACAGGACAGAAACAUGGAAUAAAACAAGGUUCUUCAGCAUGGCUGCGAAGUGACCCCAUUCUCCUGGAAGACGCUCUUCACUUUUACCUGUUCGGUGAUACCAUGAAUCUUUGCACAAGAUGACCGACUUAAAAAACGAGUAUAUAAAGAAAAAUGGAACUCAUGUGGACAAAACACUGGAGUGGACCUACAUCGAAUGGCACAAUGACGAAAUGGCUAAAACUGUGGAUGCACAUACCCAAACAUCUGGUGAACCAACCGUGGACAAAGAAACCCAAACGAGCUAUCCGUUCUUAUUGCGGUUCGAGCUGUCUAGGACACCCUCCAGACUGAGAUGUGGCUCGGUAAGCGAGGUGGAAGCCAUGCCCACACCGCUAUUUCAGUUUGACAGGCAGGCGCCUGCUCGCAUCUCCACAUCUCCCACUCUGAGGAGGAUGAGGAGCACCAGGAUUCCUUCCCGUGAUGCAGGGAGAAUAGGCAGUACUCAAGAGGAGCCUGGUGUGAGUGAGUCUCCAUUGCCAAGGAGCCCUGUGUCACCUGCACAUCGUCAGAAAUCUCCCCUUGCUAUCAUUGAGAACCAGUCUAAUGAGGACGGUCACUGGAACGGCCACUCUAAUGACUCUGUGGCUCCUGGGAACGUCAGGUCUUAUAGAUCAAAGACAAUUAGUAGCAGUGGCCUUCACUUGAAGCAGGAGUUUUUGAGUGUGAAUGAAAUCACUGAUACUGAUUAUGAUACUAGAGAGGUGAAAGAGCCGAGUCAUAAAAGCAGGCUGCAGGAAAGAAGGCGAAGCUCUGUGGUCGUCACUCUUCCAGGACUGGACGUUUCUCCCGGUGAUCUUUUUGUUUCCAAUGAUGCUGUCGAUAUUUUAAACCACUCCACGUUUUCAGAUAUGAAGAAAUCAAAGUGGCCUUUUUCAAAACGUACAACGAAUAAAGGCAGGACACGCACAGCUGCAGACAUUGAAAAAUGUCUCACAGCCAUCCACAUCCAGGAGUGGAGAAACACACAUUUUCAACAGUACAAGGAUUUGGCUUUAGAGGAGUUUCUGAGAAGUCACCCAGAGCUGAGGGUAGAAGAAGAGCCAAAAGCACACAAAAGACAGGAGGCACUCUGGGAACUCUUCACCAGCGAGUGUGUGUACUUCCUAGACCAGUUAAUGGUGUUGAAAGAGGUAUUUCUGACUACUCUGUCUGAUCUGCAGAUGAGGGAUUGUCUACAAGAUAUUGAAUCUUGGGCACUGUUUGGAAACCUCAAUGAGCUGUGCCUGGUUAGCUUUGGCUUCCUGACCAGUCUACUGCAUGUGAUUAAAGAGCUGUGGGCCACUCCAGAGCCUCCAGACACCAAUAACACACAGGCCCUGAUGGCCAUUCUCAAAAAGGCUUUUGGUGAGAGCAUCUGUCACUGUCUACAGAAAUACUGUCUGAACUACAGUAAAGCCAUCCUCUAUUUAGACACCCUGAAAGCCAGGGAGGACUUCAGUACUUAUCUGAAGUGGUGCGAGAGGAACGAACAGUGCCGUAGGCUGCAGUUAAGGGAUCUUCUGGUGACUCCUUUGCAGAGGUUCACACGAUACCCUCUCAUCCUGAAGAACAUGGAGAAAAGGAGCUGCACAGAAGCAGAGGAAAGCGCUUUGCAGAGCGUAGUGGAACUGGUGGACAAAGCCAUAUAUGAUCUGGAGGGGAAGGUGAAGUGGUUGGAUAACUAUCAGAAAGUUAAUCAGCUGAAGGAAGCCUUGAUUUGGCUCCCAGUGUGGGAAAGAGAAAAGAGAGCACAUGUUCCAGAGAAUCUGAAACACUUGCUGAAAGCUGUGCCUUUGGAAAACUUGGUCUCUCAGCGUAGUCUCCGAUACGAAGGGAAGCUCACACUCACAGAGAAUUCCAAGCCGAAUGAUGUUUACCUGUUUCUGUUUGACGAAUUCCUCCUCAUCACCAAGGUCAAACGAACUAAAAAGAAGUCUGUUGUUGGGGAGGUUCUCCCUGUGCGCUCUGUGGCUGGUCAGGAGCUAGAGCAGUUACUGCAGGAGGGCUGCAGCUUCACCGUGCUCGAUCAACCCAUCUCACUGGAUCGCCUGCAGCUCAGGAACGUAGACCAGCUUAACGCUGCAGCCUCUGGUCUACCCUGUUCAUUUAUUAUAAUGCACCAGAAUCGCUAUCAGCAGUGCAUCGGCGUGUUCAUUCUGCAGGCCCCGAGCGAGUCCGUUAAGAAAGCAUGGCUGUCUGAGAUCGAGGAGGCAGUCUGUGCUCUGCUGAAGCGGGACUCUCAGCAGCCUCGGCUGAAGAGCUCGUCUCUCUUUGUGGAGUCUUCUCAGAUCUAACUCACACACUCAGACUCUGACCAUCAGAACAGGUGGCCCACAUCAAUACUGCUGUCUGACAACAUCACAUGACCAGGACUAAUAAUAUGGGUUUCUAAUUGACUGGCCAAGAUCCCAGCAUGGCUAUAGAGUCUUACAUCUGUCUUUUCAGAUCCAUGUAAAGCACUUGAAAAGGUUUAUUCAGGUCAGGCAGCAGUGUCACAAAUGACACAAGUACAAAGCUGUAAUGCAAACGGAACUGUUGCUGUAGCCUGACACCCACUGAAGACUAAACGUGCCACAGGAGUGGAAAAUUACGGCUCUGAAAUUCAGCCAAAAUGGACUAUGCUUCUUUGAGAUGUAGAUUAAUACAGUUUGUGUUAUGUUUUGUUUUUUAAUUAAAGUUUCCUUUGAAACUGAAA